This is a messenger RNA of Arvicanthis niloticus (Nile rat), 742 nucleotides long. Its product is annotated as interferon-induced transmembrane protein 1-like. Gene Ontology annotation, cellular component: plasma membrane. Gene Ontology annotation, biological process: defense response to virus; type I interferon-mediated signaling pathway; response to type II interferon. The record is from RefSeq and is a predicted model, not a curated record. NCBI's taxonomy places the organism in Eukaryota, Metazoa, Chordata, Mammalia, Rodentia, Muridae.
GCUUUUGCUUUUUGCCUGCUUGCCCUCACACUCACUGGCCAGCUUCUCUUUCCUGUUCUGAACAUCUUAGAACCUGCUUCUUCAGGAUCCCAACCUCUCUAGAACCUUCCUGGGACUCUAGCACCAAAUUGAGACAGCUGACUUUAGUCUUGUGGACAACAUCAGGACCCUCUGCCUUUCCAUCAGGAGACAGCCGCUGUAGGGCUCCUCGGGCCACACCUCCUCCAAAGCCCAGAGAUGCCAAAGGAGCAGCAAGAGGUGGUUGUACUGGGGGGACCCCACAUCUCAACUUCUGCGACCACCACCACUAUCAACAUGCCUGCUGAGAUCUCCACGCCUGACCAUGUGGUCUGGUCCCUGUUCAGUACACUCUUCUUGAACGUCUGCUGCCUGGGUUUCAUAGCGUAUGCCUACUCUGUGAAGUCUAGGGACAGGAAGAUGGUGGGUGAUGUAACUGGGGCCCAGGCCUUCGCCUCCACUGCCAAGUGCCUGAACAUCAGCUCCCUGGUCCUCAGCGUCCUCGUGGUCAUUGCCUUCGUCAUUAUCUAUGCCAUUAAGCAUCUUGCAACAUCUCACAGUAGAUAACAGAUUCUGGGGCCUUCCAGGCUUGGUAUAUAUUCCACUGUCUAUAGAUGCCCCAAAGCCUAGUCUUGGUCCUGACCAUUUAUUUACCCCAUACAUAUGCAAAUGUCACACUCACACAUCUGUCCUUAGUGGAUUUAAUAAAGUGCAUGUGCUGUGA